AUGUCACAAGGUCAAGAUCAAGCGGAACCGCCCUUGCCUCCCCGCAAUGCCUUCAUCCACAACUCUGCCAUGGCUGGUGCCGUCAUUCUACCCCUUGCGAUGCUCCUGCCACCACGAAAGAUAGAUCUAAGGUUCUUCGUCCUCGCUGGAGCCUGGUCCAUAGCCACAAAUCAGCUCGCCUACGAAUACACGGGGUCGUCAAUCUACGCACGCUUCGGCAAUCGCAUGGGCUCCAUGAUGGGCACCGAGCUCCCCGAAGGUGCUCAGCGUACACAAAAACUACUACGAGAGCAUCGCGAGAGAGAAGCGGCACGAAGAGUCAAGGAGGGACAUCAGAUCGAAGAAGAGAAGACGGGUGUGGUAGCUAAGACGCUCAACGACGUGUGGAUGGGGGGUGAAGAGAAGGACUGGAAAGAGAAGCGUGUCAAGGAGCAUCAACAAAAGAUCGAAGAGGGCAAGGGAAUUGGUGAUAUCAUUAUUGACCAGGUUGCCGAUGUCUGGUAUGGUAACUGGGGAAAGGGUACCAAGAAGCCUGACGACGAAAACUCGACCGAGAAGAAGUAA
Messenger RNA from Fusarium venenatum, 564 nucleotides. RefSeq lists its product as uncharacterized. NCBI's taxonomy places the organism in Eukaryota, Fungi, Ascomycota, Sordariomycetes, Hypocreales, Nectriaceae. The record is from RefSeq and is a predicted model, not a curated record.